CGCAUCAUUUUCCUUCUUAUAAAAGCCCCUCCGAACCCUCGUAGUUCUGUCUCUUCGAGAAGCCAGCCUUACUGACAGUCUCCACAAUCCACACACUCUCAAACAAACCCUCUCCAAACCCUAGCCUUCUUCUUUGUAGCCGUCCAUGGAGUUUUGGGGUGUUGAAGUCAAGGCAGGACAGCCACUAAAAGUAAAACCUGGCGAGGAUAAGGUCCUACAUCUUUCACAGGCAUCUCUGGGUGAGUUUAAGGCCAAGGGAAAUGAAUCCGUUCCUCUCUUGUUGAAGUUUGGUGAUCAGAAACUUGUCUUGGGAACCCUUUCCACAGAGAACUUCCCUCAGCUAUCUUUUGAUUUGGUUUUUGAAAAGGAGUUUGAGCUCUCUCACAACUGGAAACAUGGGAGUGUCUACUUUUUCGGCUACAAAGCUUUUACCCCAGAGGAGGAGGAUCAUGAUGAUUUUGAUUCUGAUUCAGAGGAUGAGUUGGAGGAUUUGCCUUUGAACAGCAUAGAUAAUGGUAAGGCUGGCUCAAUAGUUACAACUCAAAGCAUUGCUUCCAAGUCUGAGUCUUCUGAAAAGAAGGUUAAGCUUGUAGAACCAAAGAAAGAUGAUGAGGAUGAUGAUUCUAGUGAUCAGGAUGAGGAUGACGACGACGACGACGACGACGCAAUGUUAUUCGAGUCUGGUAAUGAGUCUGAUGAGGAGGAUGAAGAAACACCUAAGAAGGCUGAACUGGGCAAGAAGAGACCAUCUGAUUCUGCAACCAAAACUCCUGUUCCUGCUAAAAAGGCAAAAGCAGCUACUCCUCAAAAGACAGAUGGUAAGAAGGGUGUUCAUACAGCAACUCCGCAUCCUUCCAAGAAGGCUGGAAAGACUCCUGCUAAUAGUGAUCAAUCCAAGGCACAGACCCCAAAAUCUGCCGGCCAAUACUCUUGCAAAUCUUGCAGCAAGAGUUUCGGCUCAGAAACUGGACUUCAGUCUCACACAAAGGCCAAACACAGUGGCAAUUAAGUACUGGGUGACUUAAUUUAUCUUCAAUAUAUGGCUGUUGUACCAUGCUCUUGAUUUUUUUCAUGAGUCGGAUUAUAGAGCUGAGUUUUUAUUAGGGUUUUGCAUAGUACUCAAGAGUCGAAGAGUGGUUUCUAGUUGUUUUUGGAGAUGUCUUUCAGAAUUCAGUCCCAUCCCCAUUGUGUUUCUUGGACCUUUCUUAAAGGAGGUGAUUUUGUCUUU
This is a messenger RNA of Juglans microcarpa x Juglans regia, 1228 nucleotides long. RefSeq names its product histone deacetylase HDT1-like. Bases 146 to 1009 code for a protein of 287 amino acids. Lineage: Eukaryota; Viridiplantae; Streptophyta; Magnoliopsida; Fagales; Juglandaceae. The record is from RefSeq and is a predicted model, not a curated record. The transcript has 10 exons.